Messenger RNA from Sceloporus undulatus (fence lizard), 7030 nucleotides. It is a transcript of the gene IMPG2, whose product is annotated as interphotoreceptor matrix proteoglycan 2. The transcript is spliced from 22 exons. Gene Ontology annotation, biological process: visual perception. NCBI's taxonomy places the organism in Eukaryota, Metazoa, Chordata, Lepidosauria, Squamata, Phrynosomatidae. Gene Ontology annotation, molecular function: heparin binding; hyaluronic acid binding. Bases 103 to 4038 code for a protein of 1311 amino acids. The record is from RefSeq and is a predicted model, not a curated record.
AAGAAGAAAAUCUCUCUGGAUGUUUAACACAUCCAGGACAGCUGACACUUCUAAAAAGGGACUUGGUUAUUUUCCCUUUGCCUUAAAAAAACAGAAAGAAUUAUGUGUGGCACUUCUUGGAAAAUCUAUUUAGGAAUCUGUUUACUUGUGCUGUUUGAAGGGGAUUUUCAAGCAUUUGCAGAUGUGGCCCAAUUACCUGCAGAAGACAUAGAGGCAAAGGAAGUUACACUAGAUGUACCACCUGAAGGCUGGCAAUCAAUUAGAAGCCAUCCCCAGUUUCUGGAUUCUAGGCAUCUUCUUGAUUUUAGAGAGUCUGAGAAAUUAAGCAGGCGCUUGUUAUUUCGAAGGAAGAGAUCAAUUUUCUUUCCUACUGGAGUUAAAAUAUGUCCAGAUGAAUCUAUGGAACAGGCGAUUGCCAACCAUUUGAAAUACUUCAAACUCAGAGUGUGUCAGGAGGCAGUAUGGGAAGUCUUCAAAACUUUCUGGGAUAGACUGCCAGGACAUGAAGAAUACCAGAAGUGGCUAAAUCUAUGUGAGGAGGGAACAAUGAGUAUAUUUCAGAUGGGCUCCAACUUCAGUCAGUCAGAGGAGCAUCAAAACCUUUUAAUGAAGAAACUGUCUUAUGCUAAAGAAGCAAUGGGUGGUUCCUGCAAUGAUUGGUCCUGUGGCCAAGCUGGUCCAGAGCUUCAUAUAUGCAGUUUUGGGAUGCCAACACCUUCUCCAGCUGGUGAUACUACCACAUUAAGAGAUGCAGCUGCCAAUGUUCCACCACCUGAUGUAGUGUCAGUUGAGAGUCCUUUAGAUGGGACCAUGGACAAGACUGAAGACUCCGAAAUCAAUAAUGAGAUAAAGCGAGAUGAUGACAAACUGGUGAAACCAUCACCUGAACAGAUGGUUGAGUUCAGCAUUCUUCUUCCUGAAGAGAAAUACACAGAGGAGCUGAGUGACCCCUUUACUGAAGAGUACCAGCAACUGUCUCUGCAAUUUAUUUCUGAAAUUCAAAAUGCAUAUGAAGGACUGCCUGGAUACAAGAAUGUCCAUGUAAAUGAAUUCAGGUCUUCUCAGGAUGACAGUGGUGUGGAGGUUCUGUACACAGUGGUUUUUGAUGGGGAAGCUAUCAGCAAUGCCACCUGGGAUCUCAUCAACCUUCAGUCCAACAAAGUGGAAGACAACUCCUUUUUAGAGAUCGAAGAUAACCCAACUGUUGUUUACACAGUCAGUGAUUUCAGACAUUAUAUUGUUGAAAUCCUUCAUAAGAAUACUUUACUGGAGAAUGCCUCAAUGAACUUGGAUCCUGACUCUCUCCAGCUCAUUAAUGUAAAAGAGGUGGAGUCUUCUGUAACUGAAAACCCAUCGCAAAUUACUACUAAGCCUAUUAUUUACGACCGUACUGUGGUAUCUGAGUGGCCCUCUGCAGAUGAAUCAACUGUAAGCAACAUCCUGCCACUUGAUUUCACCAGACCAGGUUUCAUCUAUGAUGCGGAGCAAUACAAUGACAAUGAAAUCUGGUUAAGACCAGAUGGUUCUCUAAACCCUGAGAGCAACUUCAGUUCAACACCAAAGGCUACUUUCCAUCCAAAAGCUGGCACCACCAUUUCCCCAGAUGAUCUGCUUUUUGUGGAUGAAAAACAGACAUUGCACUCUGUCACACCAUCAGCAUUAGAGACUGACUCCCCUGUCAACGUGGACAGCAUUUCUAAUUUGUCUUUGUCAGAAGAUGGGUUUGAGGAUGCUAAUGAGUCAGAAGGUUUGCUUUUGCCUUCAAGUUCUACCCAUCACAUUGUGCCAAAAGAAAUCUCACCCACAAGUGACUCUGUCGUUCCUUUAACCCCUAUACCACCGAUGGCCUCUCUACCAGCCAUAGAGCCUAGCACCGAUGAAGUGUUACCUACAAGUUUUGUAGAAGAAGAAACUCUACAACCUUAUAUAUAUGUAGAGGAGGACAAUAUUGAUGAUUAUGGUUCUGGUUCAGGACAAGAAUCACAAACAAAUAUAUGGCCUUGGUAUACACCUACACUGGAGACAGAUGGAUCGGGUAUGUAUGAUUAUAAGGAAACAAAUUUUAUAUUGGAUUCUUCAAAGGACUAUGCAUCUGAAGACCUACUAGAUGAAGUCAUCUCUCAGUCACCUUUUGAAAUAGAAGACAUCUCAAUAGAAAAUGUUCUUGCUACAUCUACUGAGAUGUAUAGCAUAGUACAGUUGGAGGACUCCAGGGAGGAUCUACAAAUCAUUUCUGAAAUAUCUGAAAUCCAAGACCAAAUAAUAACAGAGCAGUCACCAACAGACUCUCCUCCUAUAGCCAUUACAAUAAGACCACCAGAUAGUAGCUCUCCAAGAAUGGGACUCAAGAAACCAGAAAUAAUUUUAACAGCAAAACCUUCUGUGGACAGUCCAAUAACUGACAAUUUUAUGGUAGAACAGCAGAUCCCUGAUUCAACAGCUCAGGAAGCUUCUGGCUCAAUUGCUUUGAAACCUGUUAUUACUCCUCCAAGUGUUACUGAAAGUUUCACCCUUGAGCCUGCAGGUGAAUUCACAACUUCAGUAGUUUCAACUAGUUUUGAGGUUUCAACUAUGGCUCCUUAUUUAAUAGAAGUAAUAACUGGUUCUAAAGAUUUCACUGAAGAGUACAGUGCAACCCAUGUCACUAAUAUGCCUAGUAGCUUUGACAGUGGUAUAAGUUCUCCUGCAACUGUGACUGUAACAGAAUAUUCUGUCCAUGACUUCUCUGAUGUGCCUACCAUACAACCAACUAUAUUUCAGCCUACAUUUAUCUCUCCUAAAAUGGAUGAAGAUUUAUUCACAGAAGUACUGGAUGUUACAGAACAAAGCUCCAUAGAGACAACAUAUUAUCCCCCUGAAAUGAACCAAGAUGGAAGAAGUAUGACAGACAGUCAUAUGGAGUUGUCUACAAGUGUCCAUUCUACAGAAAUGGCCAGUGUAGCUGGGGCUACUCAUGACAAUCUCAGCAAUGUUACUGUCCCUGCUCGUGCUUUAGUGGUAUUCUUUAGCCUUCGAGUUACGAACAUGAUGUUUUCUGAGGACUUGUUUAAUAAAAAUUCCCCUGAAUAUAAAGCCCUGGAACAGAGAUUCUUAGAACUGCUUGUUCCCUAUCUACAGUCCAAUCUAACAGGCUUCCAGAAUCUGGAAAUUUUGAACUUUCGAAAUGGUAGUAUUGUGGUGAACAGCAGAAUGAAGUUUGCAAGACCUGUGCCUCGCAAUGUGACAAAUGCUGUGUACAUGAUUCUGGAAGAUUUUUGCAACACUGCCUACCAGACCAUGAACCUGGCUAUUGACAAGUACUCUCUUGAUGUGGAAUCAGGAGAACAAGCCGAUCCUUGCAAAUUCCAAGCAUGCAAUGAGUUUUCUGAAUGCCUGGUGAACCAAUGGAGUGGAGAAGCUGAAUGUGUCUGUUAUCCUGGGUAUCUAAGCAUUGAAGGAUUGCCUUGUAAUAGCAUUUGUGAUCUGCAACCUGACUUUUGUCAAAAUGAUGGUAAAUGUGACAUAAUCCCAGGGCAAGGGGCAAUAUGUAGAUGCCGUGUAGGUGAAAACUGGUGGUACAGAGGAGAGCACUGUGAAGAGUAUGUGUCAGAGCCACUUGUUGUGGGUAUUGCAAUUGCUUCAGUGGCUGGCUUCCUUCUUGUAGCAUCUGCAGUCAUUUUCUUCCUAGCUAGAACCCUUCGAGAUCAGUACUCGAAGAGUGAAAUUGAAGACUCCUUGGCGCAAGGAGACAGUCUUUCAUCCAUUGAAAAUGCAGUGAAAUAUAACCCAAUGUAUGAAAGUGAUGCUACUGGGCACAGCCAUUACUAUAGGAGAUAUCCCCAGCUUACUUCAUACAGCUCAACAAGCAAUGAAACAUCCACUGAGUACAGCAGUGAUGAGAUUAGACACAUUUAUGAACACAGUGAGCUAACUAAAGAGGAGAUUCAGGACAGGAUACGAAUUAUAGAACUUUACGCGAAAGAUCGGCAGUUUGCAGAGUUUGUAAGACAGCAUCAGAUGAGUUUGAAAGCUGUCAGAAACACAAAUCCUACAAGUUAGUCCUUCUUGAGUUCUACAAAUCCAACAAGGAAGUUGCUUUAAAAACUGGAUCCAGUAAAGUUGCAGGAGAUCAAGAUGGACAGUGUUGCCACAAAGAGGAUGUGCUGAUCUUGCUGCAAAGUUACUUAGAAUCUUUCAGUGAAGUGUGUGGAUCUUAACUGCUCUUGAAUGGAUUCACUUUCCUCUGAAUGGAGAACUCUGCAUGGCUGUGUAACACAGGAUUUUAUGAAUGCUUCCAAACAUCAUGAAAUACAACCAGGAUCUUGAAAAAAAUCAUUGAAGUCAGUUUCAAUUCAAUUCAAGGACUUUUUUUUUUUAAUUAAAUGGGAAAUGGAGUGCUCUGCAACUUUUUUCCCCUGUCCCAUGAAUGGGUUUUCACCCUUCUUUUUUAUUUAUAUAUAAAUAAUUAAAAAAGAGAGAAAGAACUGAUAUCUGAUGUUCCCUACUUUGGAAGACUGUUUUUUCUGUUUAAAAAUUGUUGGUAGGGAUAUAAAUACUGGAUUGCAUGUGACAAGUUUAUAGAAUUGUUUCCUGUGCAAACUGAUAUUCUUAAAGGAAAAGAUUUGGUCCAUUAGUAAGCAAAAAUAAAAUUAGUUAUAUAGAUGUUUUGUUAUAUAGAUGUUUUUUGUGUGUAGCAGAUUUAACUCCCCCUAAUAAAAUUAUAUAAAUUUCCCAACAUAAAAUCUUUUACUAGAAACAUGCUAAGACUGGAAUCCUAUGCCCAGUUACGCACUGGGCAUUGAAUCAAUCAGACUUCCUUCUGAGUGCACACACAUCCAUUACUUCCACUGUAGAAGGGGAAUUUCUUUAUGCCAUUUUCUUCACAUUUUCUGUACAUUUGCUCCUGUUGCCUUUCAUUCUAUACAUAAGCUUGAGAAAUUGGACCAAACCAUCUAGAACAUCAUCCUCUUCACCAAAAGAAAUAGAAUGAGAAGGAAUGAUAUGUACAGUUUUGUACAUAUGUCACAGAGAUGGAUGUCUGGAGGCAAGAAAGGCUGAAUAUACCAGAAUUAAUUUUAACAGCUUUUCUCUUUAGCAAGAUUUUGACUUGUGAGAAGUUCAAUUAAAGACACAGGAGUUAAAAAUUAGGUAUUAAGUUAGUGUAUUGAUUGUAUAUUUUGAUUUCUUUCUCAAUAACUGGCUUUUUCACAAUAAUUUUGUAUAUGUCAUAAUUAAAGACAGGGCUGGGUUAAAAAAGUUCACCAGACAGGUGUUAUUCAACUUCUUAAUUCUUUGGAGCUGUUAUGUCCUGCCCCUUUGUGAGUGAAAUGGUUUUGAAAUGAAUGUAAUAAAAACCACAUACUAUUUCUGGAUAGCAAAUAUUAUGGAAUUACUAUUAUGGACCUUUAUGGUUUAGAGAACCACAAAAUGUUAUUAUGUAUAACCCACAGAAAAUUCAUUGGCUAUACAAGGUGAUACAUAAACUUACCAUAUGAAGUCACGUACACAGACUUUUUGUUUUGUUAAUUACUGAUAUAAAGUAGAUGGCACCACAAUAUGAUGCCAUUUAGCAUGAAGGGGUGGGGAGAAGGGUUUGUGCUAAAAGUUGUGGUGGUUCAAAUUUAUUUAUUCCUUUUUAAAUAGUACUGUAAUUCCCAGUAGUUAUGAUCCUUGUUCAGGAAUCAAGGCACAUUCAAAGCUUUUACUCAAACCAAAAUGGGUGGUUCCCUCCCCACUCUGAAAUAGUUUCUGUUUUGUGGUUACUGUUUUGUAAUUCCAUGUAUACAAUACCAUCCCACAGCCUUAAAAUUCUUCUAAGCUCUUUGCAAGUCUGGGCUUCACAAAGCCAUUGUAUUGCAUCUUAAUAAGAGACGAAUUCCUGAAAACAGAGGAAUUAUUGAACAACAAAUGGAAGGACGAAUACUCUAGCAUUCUUAUAGAAAUUUGCAGCUGGAGGUUAAUCCUAGGGCAGCAUUCUCUAACUAGCACCUCCUAAAGUGAGUUGGACUACAGCUUUCAUCAACCUCAGCCAACACCACCAAUGGCUAUGCUAGCAAGUAAUGGUGGGUGUUUUAAUCCAGCACAUCUGGGCAUCACUAGAUUGGGGAACCCUGUCCUAGGAUAUGAUUCUGAAAUGUAUGACUGUGCAAAAAUGGUGCAUGAGGAAUAACUACUCACAUCUUAAUGUUUUUUGCUUGCCUUCGUACUCUACCAAAAAUCUGCCAUUUAGGGCUUGUCUGCACUGUUGCUUUGCUGCACAUGAAUCUUCAAUUGGGGUGAAUUUGAAGUGCCUUUUCCCUGCACAACUGGAGUUCAGGCACUGAGCAAUCUUACUUAAAAAUCAUCCCAAUUUAAGGAGGCACGAGAGAGCAUCACAUCAGUAUUUAGCUCAGUAAAACACUGCAGUAAAGGGUCUCAUAAAUGGGGGAAAACAAAUGUACACUUUGGUUUAAUUAGUAGCUUUUCAAUAUGGCUUGUCCACAUCAUGCUAUUGUUAUUCAGUUGCCAUGUUUAUGAUUCUUUUAAUUUAUUUAUAGUUCUUGGUUUGUUUUUAGAAAUAGGGCAUCCCAUCUCUCUCACACACAUACAUUUGCAUUCUAGCCUUUGUAUUUCAUGGUGCAGCUCAGUUAUCCUAUCAUAAACUAGCAGAGAGGGAAAAGGAAAAAAAAUCAUGAUAUACAGAAAAGCAGGCCCUACUAAAUGUGCUGAAAGCAAUGCAAACUAAAACUGCAGAACAUGUAAGCUGGUAUAUUUUGCAGUGCAGAUACAGCUUCAGUUAUACCAAGAGAUGUAAUUAUAGAUAGAGACUGACCAGUCUCAGCUGUAAUAGAAGACUUAAAGCCUGUAAACAGACCUGUAUUUAACGUAAUGUCUGGGAGACCUUUUUUUACAGCAUAGGUCAAAUCCCUGUCAUGUGACCUAAUGCAUCUUUCUCAACAACAGUUUCCGACUUCCUGACUGCUAGCCUUGAACAGAUUCUGGUCAUACUGAAAAUUAAUAUUUCAAUGUGUAUGAAUGAAAUAUUUUUUCUAUGUAUAUAAUAUCUGCUUAU